This is a messenger RNA of Grammomys surdaster, 2562 nucleotides long. RefSeq lists its product as uncharacterized. Lineage: Eukaryota; Metazoa; Chordata; Mammalia; Rodentia; Muridae. The record is from RefSeq and is a predicted model, not a curated record. The transcript has 3 exons. Bases 1 to 2562 code for a protein of 853 amino acids.
AUGUCAGAAAAUUUCCAAAGUUUACCUUUUUUGGGAAAAGAAAGUACUCUUCAGCCCUCUCUGCCUGUGCGUAGCAACUCUACACACUCAGGAAGGGUGUGCAACAUCUCCAGGGUUUCCACUCCAGCUGUGAGUUUAGCAUGGCUCCUGCCACCAACCACCAGCACUUCUCUCCAGCUGAUCACGGGCAGAACCUACCUUAACCCACAUACUAGCACGACCAUGGUGGUUGAGCUGACUGGCCAGAGCCAGAACUCAACCUCUGCACUCUUCUAUCCAGGUAUUCUCAAGUGGGAUCUCACAGAAAGCAAAGACAGGGGAAAUGCACUCCAGGAAUUCAAUAUGACUACUAUUGACCAGGACACUGCAGUCUCCUCCCUGUCUGUGACAGCCCAAUGUGAUAAAAUUUUAGAUCCCAAUACCAUAACCCCUUUUUAUCCAACACUUUUAACCAGCUUUGUCCAGGUUACACCACCGCAGGUGACAAAUCAAGGAUACAGCCUGGCACCUUCCUACCAGGAUGGCAGCCAGGUGUACUACUACAACCACAACAGCCUGAUCCCCAGAGAAGUAGGACAGUAUCUGCAGCCCUACUGCUCUGUGUCCUACCCUGUGAGUGAGAAGUCUGCCCCUCAACCAGAGAUGGUGAUGGUGGAAAAGAAGAUUCAGCCAAGGAAUCUCCAAAUACCAAUCUCCACCUCUGACUUCUAUUCUGCGUCUGCUCAAAAUAUGCCAGACACCAGUCUUCCAGUGGUGGGCAUGGAGACAUCCCUAGGAUUGCCACCUUCAGGCCAGACAUUCUGUCUGUUACCAAGUCCAGAACUCCGCAAUAUUUCUACCGAGGUUUCCCAGAAGAGGACACCACCUGUCAAUGCGGACAGGUUAUUAACAGCCCCCAAGCACAGUUCUACGGAAUCCCUGGCCUUGCCUCCAGCUCCAAGCCUGGAACAAAGAGAGAAUGAAACCAUGAAUGAGGUCAGAGCUGAGCUGUCGAUGCCUCGGGAUGUCUAUGAGGACACUAAAGAAAACCCAUCACUCCUUCCUUCAGUGCACCCUGACUGCACUGAUACAAGACUAAGACCAAAGUCUGCUUCUGGCGAUGCCAGCUUGGGAGGCAUCAGUGAGGGCCUGAAAGAGCGAGAGGAGCUGGAGAAUGAUAUUGGAUCCAACAUCAGCUUUGAAGACAUCACUACACUUGAGGCAGAUAAACGCUUUCCCCAACUCUUCAAAACCCUCAAAAACAUCAACCAGGACCCUCCCCUUCAGAACUGGAGAGUCACAAGCAACACCUCUGAAAAGGCGAGGAAGAAUAACCUAAAAGCCUCUGACUUGCUUGAUGGAGCUCCUCAGGCCAAAAUCCAGCACCAGGACCUGGUGGAGGGAGAGGGGGCUGUGUGUGUGGCUGGGGCCAGUGACAGAGCUAAUGAAAGCAUGGCAAAGAACCAGAAGGGCAAAGCUCGCAAAGUGGCCCCCAGCAAGAACAGAAGAGUUAGAAAACAGGGGCAGGAAAGACCAAGUGGAUCAGAGAACAACUCUAAGAAACCAGAGGCGCUUAAGCCGUCAAGGAACAGAGUCAAAGGAGAAGAGAAGCCCACCAUCCCCAAAACCAAGAGGAAGAAGAAUCCACCUGAGCUCAGCCCCAACUGCUUCAAGAAGCCUCGAACCAACCUUGGCAUGCACAUGCUGGAGUCCGUGCAGGUCUUCCAUCCACUGGGGAAGAAGAAUGAGAAGAAAACUGGUAUCUCUUCCUUCAGGGGUUUGAGAACCUUCACUAGCAACAAAGAUGUAGGCCCAGGCCCAGCCACCCCAACACUCCUGGAUAUGCCACGUGAGGGCCAGGGCCCUGACAGAAGCCCGGGCCAAGCUCAGAGAGCAGAGACCAGUGCUCACAAAGAGUGUACAUCUCCAAACAAGUACGAACUGCCCCCAGCUGGAAAGGUCAGGUUAGUACCUCUGCCUUUCCCAAUCCUGGACCAGCCUCAAGCCAGAUCUGCUUCUAGAAAGCCUCUCCCUCUGGCUUCACAGAAGUCCACUGCAGCUUAUCCUGUGCAGCCUCACUCCCACUCAGCUCAACCUACCACAAUCAGGCCAGCCCAACCAGCUCCUGUCAGCACAUCUUUGAUGGCCUCUGCCAAGCCAGCUCCUCCAGUUUCCUCCAGUGCCACACAACCUAAUGUAGCCAAUAUCAUACAGUCUAGUGCUGCAUCCCAGUUGGCCACCUCAAGGCCUGUGCCUUACAGAGCAUCAUCUCACACUUCAUUCCAGAGAGGGCUUAUUGCUGCUGCCAAGAACAAGGUGCCAUCACCACCCAAACCUCAAACCCAACAACCACUGCAAGACUUUAGCCGCCAACCAAUUCCAUGGAAGAAAGUUGACAUUCUGGGACCAGUCAUCUCACAGCCCAUCACAAAAGAGCAGAGGCCAGAAAGGGAGGAAAUAAAGAAGCAAGCUCAACAGGAGCGGGAGAAUGCUGCCAAGAACACCUCUUCUGGGAAACUGCAGCUUUUCCUUCAGAGGGAGAAGGAUAUGGAAAUUUCUCAAUAUUAUGGCUAUGUAAUGUAA